GUGGCAAGGAAAACAAGAUGCCAAUCCUCAUCUCCAAAAUCUUUAAAGGCCUGGCUGCUGACCAGACCGAGGCCCUUUAUGUUGGUGAUGCCAUACUCUCUGUCAAUGGUUACGACUUACGAGAGGCCACACAUGACGAGGCUGUGCAAGCGUUAAAAAAAACGGGGAAAGAAGUCAUCCUUGAAGUGAAGUACAUCAAGGAGAUGUCUGCCUUCUUUAAAAGCUCUGGGUCCCCUGGAGCAGGUCUCCCGUGGGAUUCUCCCCCUUCCACACCUCAAAGGGGCACUGAGCUCUCCCCUGCUGAGGUGAAGGAGCCCCGGAGCAUCUCGCUGAGGAUGUGCCAGGUGUCACGAAAACAGUGCCCUCCAGACACAGAAAACAGGUAUUUUGAGGUGAUUUCAUCCAACAGAAAGAACUCUGUGUUCCUGAGGGCAAAAGAUCCUGCCAUGGCCCAAUCCUGGUACAAUGCCAUCCAGGCUGGUGCUGCCAGCCUUUUACCACGAAUGAAGGAGGAGAUGAGGAGCAUGCAGCCUGGCAUGGAAGUCAAACAUCUGGGCUGGAUUACAGAGCAGGUAUCUCAGGGUCCAGAGAAACCCGUACUGGCUGUGCUGACUGACAAGGACCUGCUCUUGUAUCCCUCGUGUCCUGAAAGCAAAGAGAGCCUCAACAAUCCGACAAAGAGCCACCCGCUCAUCACCACCAGACUGGUCCACUCUGGUCCAGGAAAAAGCUCUCCAGUCUUGGAUUCUGAGCUGUCAUUUGGCCUACGUUCAGGCACAAAGCAAGGCGUGGAGACACAUGUUUUUAGGGUGGAUUCUGCUAAGGAGCUGUCGACCUGGACUCAUCUGCUGGUGGAGGGUUGCCACAAUGCUGCUGAGCUUACCAAGGAGGUCACCACGGUCUGCAGUUGGAAUGGGAAAGAGUGCAUGCUGGGAGUUCACAUCGAUGACGGUUUUACACUAUUCACCGAAGAAAUGGGUGUCAGGAAGAAUAUUCUCCUCCAGCAGCCUUUUGAGCGCCUCAGAAUGUCCUCAGAUGACGGUGUUCGGAUGAUGUUCCUUGAUUUUGGAGGUCCCGAGGCUGAGAUACAACUGGACCUGCAUUGUUGCCCUAAGACCUUAGUCUUCAUAAUCCACUCUUUCCUGUCUGCUAAGGUCAAGCGACUUGGUCUCUUGGCAUGAUAAAGGCCAACUAUCCGGAACGUCACAAUAGGAAUAUUCAAUAAAGUUUAUGGUACAGCCUGGGAACUCUGAAACUCCAGACGAUGGGGGACUUGGAAAUGAUGCUGACAAGCCUUCCUAAGCCUCUACAAAUCAUCUUUGGUCAGGCAUCUCCUGAUCCUUCUAUGGAAUGAACUGCAGCAAUGCAACGAUGGUUGUUUGUUGAACUUGUAUUUGUAAGGUAAAAAGUUGGUGCAAGUCAGUAGCCACUUAAGGGAGCUUGCAUCUGUCAAAUCUGUCACAGUAUGUCAUGACACUUUGUGAUGACAAACUGUACGAGUACGACUGCCUGUAUC
Messenger RNA from Pelmatolapia mariae (spotted tilapia), 1516 nucleotides. RefSeq names its product alpha-1-syntrophin-like. The annotation marks the transcript as partial. Gene Ontology annotation, cellular component: sarcolemma; dystrophin-associated glycoprotein complex; intracellular anatomical structure. Lineage: Eukaryota; Metazoa; Chordata; Actinopteri; Cichliformes; Cichlidae. The transcript has 7 exons. The record is from RefSeq and is a predicted model, not a curated record. Gene Ontology annotation, molecular function: protein binding; structural molecule activity.